ACUUUUGAUGACGCGGUAGAAGAGCGCGUAAUAAAUGAAGAGUACAAGAUCUGGAAAAAGAACACUCCAUUUUUGUACGACCUUGUGAUGACCCACGCUCUAGAAUGGCCAUCGCUGACAGCCCAGUGGCUGCCAGACGUAACCCGUCCAGACAGUAAAGACUACUCGAUCCACCGACUGAUCCUGGGGACCCACACCUCCGACGAGCAGAACCACCUCCUGAUAGCCAGCGUCCAGCUCCCGAACGAGGACGCCCAGUUCGACGCCUCCCACUACGACAAUGAGAAGGGAGAGUUUGGAGGCUUCGGCUCCGUCAGCGGAAAGAUUGAGAUCGAGAUUAAGAUCAACCACGAGGGUGAGGUCAACCGGGCCCGUGCCUCCGACGACCACACGAUCUGCUUGUGGGACAUAAACGCGACCCCGAAGGAGAACCGAGUGAUCGACGCAAAGACAAUUUUCACGGGGCACACCGCGGUAGUAGAAGACGUCGCCUGGCACCUUUUGCACGAGUCUUUGUUCGGGUCGGUCGCGGACGACCAGAAGUUGAUGAUCUGGGACACCAGGUGCAACAACACCAGCAAGCCCAGCCACACUGUGGACGCUCACACCGCGGAGGUCAACUGUCUCAGCUUCAACCCCUACUCCGAGUUCAUUCUGGCUACCGGAAGCGCUGACAAAACUGUCGCCCUCUGGGAUCUCAGGAAUUUGAAGCUCAAGCUUCACUCCUUCGAGUCGCACAAGGACGAGAUUUUCCAGGUUCAAUGGUCCCCGCAUAAUGAGACUAUUCUUGCUAGCAGUGGCACCGACAGGCGUCUACAUGUUUGGGAUCUUAGCAAAAUUGGCGAGGAACAGUCCAGUGAAGAUGCUGAGGACGGUCCUCCGGAGCUAUUGUUCAUUCACGGUGGACACACUGCUAAAAUAAGCGAUUUCUCAUGGAACCCCAACGAACCUUGGGUAAUCUGUUCAGUGUCCGAGGACAAUAUCAUGCAGGUCUGGCAAAUGGCCGAAAACAUUUACAACGACGAGGAACCGGACACACCCGCCAGCGAGUUAGAAACCGGGGCAUCUUAA
Molecule: messenger RNA, 1071 nt
Organism: Cotesia congregata
Lineage: Eukaryota; Metazoa; Arthropoda; Insecta; Hymenoptera; Braconidae
Source: the annotation of a GenBank genome assembly